This is a messenger RNA of Antechinus flavipes (yellow-footed antechinus), 4791 nucleotides long. RefSeq names its product histamine receptor H1 (gene HRH1). Lineage: Eukaryota; Metazoa; Chordata; Mammalia; Dasyuromorphia; Dasyuridae. The transcript is spliced from 2 exons. Gene Ontology annotation, cellular component: dendrite; membrane. Gene Ontology annotation, biological process: positive regulation of vasoconstriction; G protein-coupled receptor signaling pathway, coupled to cyclic nucleotide second messenger; regulation of vascular permeability. Bases 375 to 1829 code for a protein of 484 amino acids. The record is from RefSeq and is a predicted model, not a curated record. Gene Ontology annotation, molecular function: neurotransmitter receptor activity; G protein-coupled serotonin receptor activity; histamine receptor activity.
UUUGUGUGUGUGUGUGUGUGUAAUUCUGUGCCUCUUACUGUGAGGCCCUGGAGCAUUUGUACUCUAGUUGGUGCCUCAACAAAUCUAAUUAACUUGAUGUUCCUCUGGGUGAGUCCCAGUCUAAUCUUUCAGGACUCACUUCACUUAACAUUCAACAGUUACUGACUUCACACACACCCCUACCUUCUCUCCUUCUCAGGUAACUGGGGUGCUGCUUAUCAACAGUCACACAGAAGUGUUGCUCUUUAAACACAGACGACCUUGGGUGACGUGGAAAAGAACAUCCUGGAAGACUCUGGUUGCAUUCAGAAAGUCACCGGAAGAAGUGAGAGCUUCCUCUUCCUGCCAUCUCCUACCGUCUCCAAGAAGGAACCAUGUGUGAGGUCAACAGGACUGAUAUUGCGAAUAAGCCGCACUUGGUGCCCCUGGUGGUGGUUCUGAGCACCAUCUCCCUUGUUACCGUGGGGCUCAACCUGCUGGUGCUCUAUGCUGUGAGGACGGAGAAGAAGCUGCACACUGUGGGCAACCUGUACAUCGUGAGCCUCUCCGUGGCCGACCUGAUUGUGGGCGCGGCGGUCAUGCCUCUGAACAUUGUGUACCUGCUGAAGUCUCUGGUGCGGCCCCUCUGCCUCUUCUGGCUCUCCAUGGACUACGUGGCAAGCACGGCCUCCAUUUUUAGCGUCUUUAUCCUGUGCAUUGACCGCUACCGCUCUGUCCAGCAGCCCCUCAAGUACCUACGGUACCGCACCAAGACCAGGGCGACAGUCACCAUCCUGAUCACCUGGUUGCUGGCCUCCCUGUGGAUCAUCCCUAUUCUGGGGUGGAGAAGCUUUUGGUCAGAUAACAACACGAGCAAGUCGUAUGAUAAUGUCUUUGGGGACAAAUGUGAGACAGACUUCUACAAGGUCACUUGGUUCAAGGUGAUGACUGCCAUCAUCAACUUCUACCUGCCCACCUUGCUGAUGCUCUGGUUCUAUUCCAGGAUUUACAGGGCUGUCCGGCAGCAUUGCCAGCACCGAGAAUUCAUCAACGGGUCCUUCCCUUCUUUCUCAGAGGGUACUGUGAAUCACAAAAAACACAGGAUCUGCCUCCCAAAGCAGGGGAAAGAUGCCAGCCUGGAGGCUUUGAAAAGGAAACCAGAAGACAACUUCUAUCCAAUUAAUAACAGCAUCCCCCCAAAGACCCAGGGCCCAGCAAAAGAGUUGCCUCCAGAGGAGAAAGCCCCUAAAGGUUUUGAACAAGAGGAAGAGGAAGUGGUGGUCAAAGAUCACUACUACCAUGUUGACCUUGUGCAGGCUCAACCAGGGAUGGAGGAGACUGAAAAAUACAUGUCCAUUCAUGAGAGCCAAUCAAACUCCAAGGAGCUAUCUCCAGCCACUCAAUAUGCCAGUGAGACAUCUGAGGAGACCAUAUUUGCUGAAGCACCCUCCAACCCAAUAGACUCCAAUGCUAUUGCUGGAUCAGCCACAGUCAUGUCUCCUGAAGACCAAGCCAAGACCAAAGCAACCUUUGGUCUGGAUUAUCUGACAUUCACCUGGAAGAGACUUCGCUCCCAUUCCAGACAAUACAUAAAGGGUUUACACAUGAAUCGGGAGCGGAAAGCUGCCAAACAGUUGGGCUGUAUCAUGGCAGCCUUUAUUCUCUGCUGGAUCCCAUACUUCAUCUUUUUCAUGGUCAUUGCUUAUUGCAAACAAUGCUGCAAUGAGGAUGUCCAGAUGUUUACCAUGUGGCUGGGCUACAUCAACUCUACCCUGAACCCCCUCAUCUACCCCCUCUGCAAUGAGAACUUCAAAAAAGCUUUCAAAAAGAUUUUCCACAUUCGCUCCUAAAGGGAAGCUUCAGGGGUGGGUGUAGAGAUGAAAAUGACUUUGAAGGAAGAAAUAAGUGAGGACAGAAAGAUUUCUUAAGAUUUCCAGAGUCACCAAACUUUCUAGGGUUUCAAGAGGAAGUACAUGGCUAGAAGACUUGGCAAUCUCCUCCUGCUCACCUGAUGUAACACAGAUGAGUGGUUGACAUUGGAUUGAAUUAUAAUUGAAAUUUAAAAGUUCACGGUAUUUCAGGCAAAAACGCGGGACUCUUGACCCUUUCAGGGCCUCCACUGAGUUUCAGGAUUUGGACUAUGACUCUGAUAUCUAGGAGGUGGAUUAAAUGCCUUGUUUUCUAUGGCCUCAAACCCAAGAGGUGACCAGAACCUUAGAGGAGCUCUGAGAUGGUGUGACUGAGAACUACACUGAGUGUUAGUUAAUACUGGAACUUGCAUAGGUAUAUGAAACUGUCACUUCACCUGGGGAGGCAACCCCUAUCUUCAUGGGGUUGUGAUUGCUCCAACAAUUUGGGGACUUCCCUUGGGGAGUUGCCGGAUGACCUCUAAGAACAUUUCCCAAUUUAGCUUUAAAAGGCCAAGGUCUCCCACUUCAUCAAGGGCCAUCUCCAGUCAUCAUGAACUAUAUCUGGCCACUGGAUCCAGAUGGCUGUGGAGGGGAAAGUGAGGCAGGUGACCUUGCCCAGCUCUCCCUCACUUAAAUCCAAUUCAUUUGCAUGUCAUGGCGUCAUCUCCCUGAUGUCAUGGUCCUCUUUGAGAACGAAGGACAAACAACAAGAAGAAUGCUUCCAGUUCAGAAUCUGUAAUCAUCUUUAACUAGUUUACAAGCCACUCCAAAUAAUUUUUUAAUUAGUGGUGUUGUUUUAACAUUAUAUGUAGCUUUCAAUCCUCUCCCAUCCCCACAUAAAAUACAGGAUUCCCCAACUUUGUUCCAGAAUUGACUCCAAAUGGCUUUUGGCUUUUUGUUUCCAAAAAUAAAAUCUACCUUCUAAGGAUAAUAAUAAUAAUUGAUGAUUCUUUAGUCUGUUAAAGGUUACAAAGCACUUUACUCAUUCUUGCUUCAAAAUUCUUUGAAAAAGGUACUGGAGGUAUUAUCAUUCCCCCUUACACAUGAGAAAACUGAGAUUAAGUUAAGUGAUUUGCCAAGAUCAUGUAGCUAUAAAUGUGAGAAACCCUGAGCUCAUCUUCCUAACCUCAUGGUUGAGCAUAUUGUCCACUCUACUACCCUGAUUUUCAAGGAAUGAUUAUGUCACCUUUGAAGGAAUCCCAAAGAACCAUCGGCUCAGAAUGACAUUACAGAUGAGUCCCCAUGACGUACUGAACAAGGGUAGUCUCACUGCAAUAGGCAUGUGACUUUCCAAUGAGACUAUUUUAAUGGGGACAACAACCCUCUUGAAUGUAUUAGUGUUAAUCUAUUUGUUAAAAAAAAAAAAAGCCUAUUAUUUGUUAAAAGUCAGUCAGUCAGUCAAUGAGCAUUAUUAAAUGCCUAGAUGUGCCAGGUACUAUGCUUGGUGCUAGAGAUUCAAAGCCUAUGAUAGUUUCUACUAGUAGGGAAGAAAACAUGUAAAUAACUGUUUUUUUUUUAAACUAUAGACAGGAUAAAUAGGAGAUAAUCAGCAGAGGGAAGGCACUAGCAUUGCUAAGAGUUAGAAAAGGCUUCUUAUAGAAAGUGGAAUUUUAGCUGGAACUUAAAGGAAAGCCAGGAAAACUGGAGGGGAAUGGCAGAAAUGACGGGGAAGAAAAUAUUACAAAUAUCAGGGACAGCCAGAGCUGGAGAGAGAGAAAAAAAAAAACACAGAAUUGUCGAAUUAUAGCUGAAAGGGACUUUAGUCAUCAAAUCCUACCUUAUCAUUUUACAGAGUAGAAAACUGAGGCCCAGGUUGGUAAAAAAAUGACUUGUCCAAAGUCACACAGGUAAUAAGCAGUAGAACCAGAUUCAAAUCUUAAGUACAUUAUUCCAGUAAAGCAAUGAUUACUUUCAAGUCAGAGGAACUGGAUUCAAAUUCAAGUUCUGCCUCUUCCUAGCUAUCUACCAGUUACAUUUAAGGUUUGCAAAGCAAUUUAAGUAUUAUCCUUAAAAUAAUCCUACAAAUUAGAUGUUACUGCUAUCUCCAUUUUACAGAUGAGGAAACUGAGGCUUAAAAGAGAUGACUUAAUUGAGAUCACAUUGGUAGUAAUGGCCAAAGCAGAAUCUGAAUUCAGAUCUUCUUAUCUUGAAGUCUGGUAUUCCAUCCACUAUCUCACCUAGCUGACUUUUGGAAAGAGGACUUAACCUCUCAGUCUCUUUUCCUCAUCUAUAAGAUGGGGUGAAGAAGGGUUAAACAAGAUGGUCUCCAAAAUUCUUUAAGUUCUAAGUCAUGAUACUGUGGUUUUUCUUAGAAUUUCCAACAAGGGGCAGAAACAGGUUAUCAAUAGAGAACCAUCCUGACAGUUAAGAAAAUCCAGGUUCAAGUCUAGCCUCUAACACAUAUUGAGUGUGUGCAAUUGUGCAAAUCACUUAACUUUUCAGUGGCCCAGAAAACAGUUUUCUGAUCUGCAUCAUUACAAUGAGGUUUCCAUACUGGGAGUUGCCUAUGCUAAUGAUCUCACAGGACCAAAACACCUAUCCUUCCCCCCACCAAAAAAAAAAAAAAAAAAAAGUUGCCAUCUAAAUGUGAUUUAUCAUCAGAAAGCUCAUAUUAGGAUGUAAUAAUACACACUGAAAACAGGAGUCAUCUGCAAAAUCUUGUGUUUUGUUUCUUGUGCUCGUGCUUAAAUGCUUAUGAUACACAGUGCUUAUAUAGUUUAAAUAUGAAGUUUAAGCUAUCCUGUUACAAUGCCUGUUUAUUUAUUGAUAUUUAGUGGAGUUUACCUUGUACUUCUGAGGGACGUCAGAAUGUACUGCCAAAUGCUACAAGGUUUGUGUCCAAUUUCAUUUGUAAAAUUCAUUUAAAAAAGGAAUUAUUUUUUAUUAAAAAAAAAAACUUCUC